Molecule: messenger RNA, 3144 nt
Organism: Malus domestica (apple)
Lineage: Eukaryota; Viridiplantae; Streptophyta; Magnoliopsida; Rosales; Rosaceae
Product: DExH-box ATP-dependent RNA helicase DExH18, mitochondrial
Biological process (GO): RNA catabolic process; mitochondrial RNA 3'-end processing
Cellular component (GO): mitochondrial degradosome
Molecular function (GO): RNA helicase activity; hydrolase activity, acting on acid anhydrides; ATP binding
Source: RefSeq, a predicted model, not a curated record
CAAAAAGUCAAAACCCAAAAGCAACUUCUGGGUUUUAGGGUUUUGCUGGGGAAAACCCUCACCAUCCACUUCCUCGCAAUUUUCUCUGGCUCAAUUCUCUCAGGUUUGCUCGAUAUAAUCCAAUCAUUUCAAACUCACUUGUUAUUUCUUUGAAUUUUUCCCAAAUUUCUGAGCUUUUUUUAAAUUUGUUUAUCAUUUCUUUGAGCUUUUUUAAUUUUAUGCGAGUGUUUAACAAUGGCUAGAGGCCCUUCAAGUUCUCUGUUUCGAAUUUAUGCUUCCAAGAAGAACAUAUCUAGGUUUAGGGUUUUGAUAUGGAAUCAACAUGUUAGUUCUUCUGCAUCAUAUGACCGCUCUCUAUCCUCAAAUUUCCAAUUUUGUCCCGCUUUCGAUGUUCCGAAUCACCGUUCGUUUUCGACGGGAUUCAGGGACCUAAUUCGGGUUAGAUUGCCCCCCAAAGGCCCGAAUUUCACAGGCUGCAGUACCUUUGAUGCGAAACCAUUUUCGACUACUGUGGAGGAUGAGGAGGAUAAUGGGGUUUGUAGUAGUAGAAUGGUGGAUUCUGAAUGUGAUUUUGAUGCAGAUGCUGGGAAAAUUUUGGACUUUGUAAAUGAGGGCAGUGCUCGCAAUUUGUCAAAUUGUGGAGAUGGAGAUGAGGGUAAUGUCAGUCUGGUUUGUGAUUCGAUGGUUGUUGAGUCGGAAAAUGGUGAUGAGAAUGUGAGUUCAGCGAAACCUAUGAACUUUCAGCAGGUUGCGUCACGUGAGCCUGUUGAAUUGUAUCAUGAGCUUCGCAAUGCUGAAAAGGGUGCAAAGCAGAGACGGGCUGAUUGGGAGACUCUUCAAGAGAUAUUCCGGAAUUUUGGCAAUUCGGGUUGGGCAUGCGAUCAGGCUCUUGCAAUAUACAUUGGACGUUCAUUUUUCCCUACUGCCGUGCACAAGUUUCGGAGUUUUUUCUUCAAGAAGUGUUCGGCUGAUGUUGCCAAAUAUGUGGUAUCCCUUGGUCCAUCUAAUGAUGCUGUGAAGUUUUUGUUUCCUAUAUUUGUUGAAUAUUGUUUAGAAGAAUUUCCAGAUGAGAUCAAGCGUUUUCGUAGUAUGAUUGAAUCAGCAGAUCUCACUAAGCCUCAUACAUGGUUUCCAUUUGCACGGGCUAUGAAGCGUAAGAUAAUUUAUCACUGUGGUCCAACCAAUAGUGGUAAAACAUACAAUGCUUUGCAACGGUUUAUGGAAGCAAAGAAGGGUAUUUACUGCAGUCCUCUGAGAUUAUUGGCUAUGGAAGUCUUUGAUAAAGUCAACGGGCAUGGAGUUUAUUGUAGUCUUCACACAGGACAAGAAAAGAAAUUUGUCCCAUUCUCAAACCAUGUUGCUUGCACAGUCGAAAUGGUGUCAACUGAUGAAAUGUAUGAUGUUGCCGUGAUUGAUGAAAUUCAGAUGAUGGCAGAUCCAUACAGAGGUUUUGCAUGGACAAGAGCAUUGCUUGGGCUGAAGGCUGACGAGAUACAUUUGUGUGGAGAUCCAAGUGUUCUGAACAUUGUUCGACAAAUCUGUUCAGAAACUGGUGAUGAGUUGCACGAGCAGCAUUAUGAGAGGUUCAAGCCAUUGGUGGUUGAAGCCAAAACGCUCUUGGGAGAUCUUAAAAAUGUUCGGUCUGGAGACUGUGUGGUUGCUUUUUCUAGGAGAGAGGUAUUUGAGGUUAAAAUUGCAAUUGAAAAACACACUAAUCAUCGUUGUUGUGUUAUUUAUGGUGCCUUGCCACCAGAGACUCGUCGACAGCAAGCGAAUUUGUUUAAUGAUCAAAAUAAUGAAUACGAUGUGCUUGUUGCUACUGAUGCAGUGGGAAUGGGUCUAAAUCUCAAUAUCAGGAGGGUUGUGUUCUUUACGCUUGCAAAGUACAAUGGUGACAAAACUGUCGCGGUUCCAGCGUCUCAGGUGAAGCAGAUUGCUGGAAGAGCUGGUCGGAGAGGAAGCAUCUAUCCAGACGGACUCACAACCACAUUGAAUUUAGAUGAUCUGGAUUACUUAAUUGAAAGUCUAAAGCAACCUUUUGACGAAGUUAAGAAAGUGGGCCUUUUCCCUUUCUUUGAGCAGGUUGAGCUAUUCGCAGGGAAAAUUCCUGAUGUUACGUUCUGCCAGCUACUUGAAAAUUUUAGUGAAAAUUGUCGUCUGGAUGGUUCAUACUUCCUGUGUCGACAUGAUCAUAUAAAGAAGGUUGCAAAUAUGUUACAGAAGGUUCCGGAACUAUCUCUGGAGGAUCGUUUUAACUUCUGUUUUGCCCCAGUUAAUAUCAAAGACCCAAGAGCUAUGUAUCAUCUUCUAAGGUUUGCUUCAUCAUAUGGUCAGAAACUCCCUGUCAACAUUGCUAUGGGCGUACCAACGGGAUCUGCCCGUAACAAUAAGGAGCUCUUGGAUCUGGAGACCAAGCACCAAGUUUGUUCUAUGUAUAUGUGGUUGUCACACCACUUCAAGAAGGAAACGUUUCCAUACUGGAAGAAGGCUGAGGCAAUGGCCUCGGAUAUUGCUGAGUUGUUGGGCAAGUCUCUAGCCAAUGCUAAUUGGAAACCAGAGUCAAUGCAGGCAGAGAACCAAAAGUUUCUUGAACAGAAGCAAAAUAGUUAUGAGAGGCCAAGGUCACUCAUCAAGCUGUAUGACAAGAAAAAGCAUGACCGGUCUGUACAACAUGAGCUCGGAGAGAAAGUAACUGCUUAGCGUUCUUGCAGAAAGAUAUUCUGCAGGCACUCGGUGUGUGCAAACCAGUAGUCAGAGAUAGACAACCACGAGGGCAGAUGUGAGAUAUGUUAGACUACAACUGUGUACUUUACCGUCGUCUGGGAGCUCAUGUGGACUGAGUUUGCAACAGUUACAGUGUUACGAAGACACAGCAGGUUUGCUACUCUCAUGAGCUCACCCUAUUUUCGAGUAUGGUGGCGGUUUGCUUUUAGAAUAGGAAACAUGUUUAAAUAUCUCAACUGAGUACGAGUAAGAUGCAACUAUAUUGUUCAAAAUUAAAGGAUUAAAGGACAAGAAAGAGUUGUUUAAUCAUUUUCGGGAUAACUUAUAAUGGCUAACUGAUUGUGUAAAUUCUUUGCAUUAUAAGAUCACCGACGGUGAUUUGGAUUAACCAGAAGCCCUAUUUCCGGUUGGUUGACCAAA